Messenger RNA from Pediculus humanus corporis (human body louse), 279 nucleotides. RefSeq names its product Ribonuclease P protein subunit p25, putative. The transcript is spliced from 2 exons. Bases 1 to 279 code for a protein of 92 amino acids. Gene Ontology annotation, biological process: tRNA 5'-leader removal. The record is from RefSeq and is a predicted model, not a curated record. NCBI's taxonomy places the organism in Eukaryota, Metazoa, Arthropoda, Insecta, Psocodea, Pediculidae. Gene Ontology annotation, cellular component: ribonuclease MRP complex. Gene Ontology annotation, molecular function: RNA binding.
AUGAGAAAUCUUUUAGAAUAUGCCAUAAAUGUUAUGAAAGAUGGGAAAUCCGUGGUUUGGACGGGCGUCGGACCGAGUUUGGGAAAAGCCAUUUCCUGUGCGGAAAUAUUAAAAAGAAAAUACAACGCUCAUCAAAUAUCAAAAAUUUGUUACAACAAAGUCGAAGAUUAUUGGGAUCCAUGUUUGCCACAAUUAGAAACAUUAAUUGUAAGAAGAGAUAUUCCUACAAUUCAUAUUCUUAUAUCUCGAGAUAAAUUAGAUGAUGCGGAACCUGGGUAA